Molecule: messenger RNA, 1659 nt
Organism: Pochonia chlamydosporia 170
Lineage: Eukaryota; Fungi; Ascomycota; Sordariomycetes; Hypocreales; Clavicipitaceae
Product: amidohydrolase family protein
Exons: 1
Coding region: 1-1659 (552 amino acids)
Molecular function (GO): hydrolase activity, acting on carbon-nitrogen (but not peptide) bonds
Source: RefSeq, a predicted model, not a curated record
AUGGGCGACUUGACCAUCAAUCACGACCUCACAGUCCUGCUCAACGGCCAAAUCUACCAAUCACCAAGCAACAACACCCACGGCCCAACCUUUGCCUCAUGCAUGGUCAUUCAAAACGGCACAAUCCAGCACAUCGGCUCCGAACAAGAUGAGGCAGUAACUACCGCCAAAGAAUCCGGCGCCGCCAUCAAAGAUCUCAACGGCCAAAAGGUCCUCCCUGGCUUCAUUGACGGCCACUUACACCUUCUUCUCGUCGGCCAGUCCCUCACCAAAGUGAGCCUUGACGCAUGCAAGAACCUGGAUGAUAUUCGGUCAGAGAUCAAAAAGUACGCCGAGUCCCAUCCCGAUGUCUCUCGCAUCUUUUGUCGAGGAUGGAUGCAUUCCAUGACGCCGGAGGGAGUGGAUGCCACACUCUUGGACGACAUUGAUCCACGGCCCAUCUUUGUAGAUACCAAGGAUUUACAUUCUACGUGGUGCAAUUCGCUGGGGCUCAAGGAGAUUCGGGAGGUCAUGGAUCUUAAAGAUGAUGCGCCUGAUCCUGCUGGCGGGACUAUCCAGCGUGGCAAGGAUGGCAAACCGAACGGUGUGUUCAAUGAAGGGGCAGUGUUUCAAAUCAUUUGGCCGUUUGUAGCGCGGGUAGCGAGUAUGACGGAAAAGAAGGAGGCUAUUCAAUCUGCCUUCAAGGCGUUUAAUGCAGUAGGAUACACGGGCAUGAUUGACAUGGCCAUGGAUGAGACUAUUUGGGAGCCCUUGGUGGAGUUGAGGAACGACACAGGUGGCUUACAAGGCAUGCGAGUAGCAGCAUAUUGGCUUAUGAAGCCGAAUGAAUCACUGGAGGAUGUCCUCGCGCAGGUUGAUCGCGCUGCCGAGCUGGCGAAGCAGUACAAUGCGGAAACGACGCCGGAUUGUCGCAUCGUGGGCGUCAAGGUCAUUACCGACGGAAUCAUUGAUGCGUGCACUGCAUCACUGACAGAACCGUACUGUAACGGCGAGAACCCCGACUCCCUGUGGCCAGAAAGCGUCCUCCAUCAGCUCGUUGCACGAGCCCAUGCCGCAGGACUACAAGUCGCUCUCCACGCCAUCGGCGACCGAACAAUCCAAAUGGCAAUCGACGCGCUAGAAAAGAACACCGACAAAUCACGACGUCCCCGCAUCGAACAUCUCGAACUCGCAUCCGCCAGAGACGCCGCACGGCUCGGAAAACUUGGCAUCACCGCAUCCAUCCAGCCCGUUCACUCUGAUCCAGCCAUUCUUCGCGCGUGGCCCCGUCUAAUCGGCCACGACCGAUGCAAAAGAGCUUUUGCCUAUCGCGAGUUCUUAGAUGGCGGUGCUCCUCUGGCGCUGGGAUCUGAUGCCCCCACUGCUCCUCAUGAGCCCUUGCCAAACUUAUACGUGGCUACUACGCGGCGCUCAUAUCGCGAGCCGGAGUUGGAAACAGUGAUUAAUCCGGAGUUUGCGCUGACGGUGUGUCAGGCCAUUGCUGGUGCUACGCAUGGGUCUGCGUAUUCUAGUUUCUCGGAUCAGUGGACGGGAAGCUUGAAGGCUGGGUUGAAGGCGGAUUUUGUGGUGUGUGAUGUUGAUUUGACGCCGGCGAAUCUUGUGAAAGGUGUGGUGAGGGAGACGUGGUUUGAGGGCAAACAGGUGUACCAAGCUAGUUAG